CCACCGUGAACCUUUGGAGUUGAGCGUGUUGAUAUGUGGAACACGUGAAUUCAGCCAAAUUCCCACGUGAUGGAUUAAAUCCGAACUUCUAUCCAAGAAAGCUUGUGACCAUUUAAUUAUUUGUGGAUUUUUAAAUAGGUUUUAGUGUGACAUGGGGAAGCCGGUGAAGAAAAGGAGUGUGUGCGAUAAAGUGCGCAAGAGCAGCGCGCACGCUCAGAUCAAGACGAACCCAUUCGAAGUGAAGAUCAACAAGAAGAAGUUUGACGUCCUGGGCCGAAAGAGCAAACACGAUGUGGGACUGCCAGGCGUGUCUCGCUCUAAAGCUCACAACAAGCGUAAACAGACUCUCCUGAAGGAGUUCAGAAUGAAACACAAAGCGAAUUCGUUUAUUGACCGGCGCUUUGGAGAGUAUGACUCCAAGAUGGCACCCGAGGACAAAAUUCUGCAGAGGUUCGCCAUGGAGAGACAGCGCGUUCAGGGGAAGAAGGACAUGUUUAAUCUGAAUGAUGAGGAGCAAUUAACACAUUAUGGACAGUCCCUGGCUGAGAUGGAGAAGUUUACUGAUGGAGUGGAGAGCGAGAGCGAUUCGGAGGAGAAAGGCCUCCUGUCUGCUGAAAUGACGGCGUCACACUUCGGAGGAGGUGGAGGGCUGCUGAGGAAAAAAAACGGUGAAGAAGAGGAUGCAAAUAACAAAACGCGCCAGGAGCUCAUCGAAGAACUUAUCCUCAAAUCUAAACAGGAGAAGAGAGAGCGUCAGAUACAGAAAGACGAGACGCACGAGCUGACAGAGAAACUGGAUCAGGAGUGGAAGUCCAUCCAAAGCCUUCUGUCACGUAAAACUCCCAAAGAACGAGAAGAGGAGAUGGAGAAACCAAAGCUGGACGAAUAUGACAUGAUGGUGAGGGAAUUGGGAUUCGAGAUAAAAGCGCAGCCGUCAGAGAAACUCAAAACCCCAGAGGAAAUCGCCAGAGAGGAGAGGGAAAGGUUGCAGAAACUGGAGGCAGACAGACGGAGAAGGAUGGAGGGUGAGGUGGAGGAAAACCCUCAACACGCACACAUGUCGGCUGAUGACCUCAACGACGGAUUCGUCCUCGACAAGGACGACCGCAAAACUCUGUCCUAUCAGGACGGGAUGUGGAACAUUGAAGAAGAGGAAGGUGCAGGAGAAAAUGAUACUAAGGAAGAAGACGACAACGGUAAUGAAGAUGAGGAGGAGGAGGAUGAAGAUGAUGAUGGUGGUAGUGGUGAUGAAGACAACGAUGAUGAGGAAGAUGAUCGUCACUCAGAUUUGGAGGACAGUGGUGAUGAUGAUGACAAUGAGCAGGAGAAUGAGGGAGAGGAAGAUGAAGAAGAAGAAGAAGAAGGGACGGAGCCCAGUGAUGAAGUGAAGCGCACUGUGAGUGAAGAGGAGAGGAGAGAGAUUCAGGACGCAGCCCGUGCAGAGCUGCCCUACACCUUCACAGCUCCUGAGUGUUACACAGAUCUGAAGAACAUGCUGCAGGGUCAUUUACCUGAUGAACAGUGCCUCAUAUUGGAGAGAACUAAGAAGUGCAAUCAUCCCAGUCUGGCUGUUGGAAACAAAGCUAAAUUAGAGAAGUUAUUUGGAUUCCUGUUGGAGUAUGUAGGGGAACUGGCUACCCACAAUCCCCCACAGCUCACCACUAUCAACAUUCUCAUUCCGCAGAUCUAUUCCCUGUCUCAGCUCUAUCCUGAAGCGGCGUGUCGGGUGAUGCAGACACUGAUCGGCGAUGCCGCUCACAGCAUGGAGCAGAGUGUAGAGGUCAAAGGUCGUGCUGCAAUCCCCGGCCUGGAUAUGCUUGUCUAUCUGAAGAUUGUUUCUCUGCUGUUUCCUACGUCUGAUUUCCGUCAUCCAGUUACGACACCAGCCUUCCUCUACAUCGGCCAGGCUCUCACUAAGUGUGCAGUCGUGUCUCUAGAGAGUGUGUGCACAGGUCUGAUUCUGUGUUGUAUAGCGGUGGAGUAUGUGUCUCUCUCCCGGCGCUUUAUUCCUGAGCUCAUCAAUUACUUGCUGGGGCUCCUGCACCUCGCCGUCCUCACACACACCUGCACAGAUUACCAUGUGGUUCCCCCGUUCAAACAACAAGGGAAGAGCAGUGAGCUGCUGCAUGUGUGUGAUCCGCAGUCUGCUCACAGCUGGACCAGGAAAAGGAUCACGCUGUCAUCAGCACACAGAGUUAUAGCUACUACAGAGAGGGAAAGAGACCACUACAGGUUGUCUGUGCUUUACACAUGUUUGGAUUUGGUAAAGAGAUGCACAGUGCUUUAUCAACAACUUCCUGCUUACCAGGACAUCUUUCAACCAAUCAGAGUCCUUCUCUCAAAACAUCUUCCUGUUACAGAUUACCCAUCAGCCCUACAGGAGCUGCACAAAGAAAUCCUGGAGGUCAUCCCAGAGACACCAUCCCAGCAUGCACCACUGGUGUUUGAUAAGAAGAAGCCCAUCCCUCUUAAACUGUUUAAGCCCAAAGUGGUGGAAGUGCUGGACUAUGGGAAGAAACGAGGGAACACCAAGGAGGAGAAGGAGAGAGAGCGACUGAAACACAAGUAUAAGAAGGAGUUUAAAGGCGCUCUGAGGGAGAUCAGGAAGGACACGCGCUUCCUUGCCAGCACCAAACUAUCUGACACUCUGCGCAGGGACGCUGAGAGAAAGAGGAAGGUGAAGGAGCUGUAUGGUAGUUUGGCCACCCAGGAGGGUGAGUGGAAGGCACUGAAGAAAAGGAAGAGGAAGUAAUGUAACAGUGCAAACCCUAUUUCCUAUGUGAAAAACUGAAACUGUGUACAGUUUAGUGUUCGUCGUGAUUGAGUAACAUAUACUCUUUAUUCUGCAAAACCAUUUUGUACAUUGUGGUAUUUUGUGAAAUAAGCAAAUAAACCCAUACAGUAACUCAAA
Molecule: messenger RNA, 2911 nt
Organism: Clarias gariepinus (North African catfish)
Lineage: Eukaryota; Metazoa; Chordata; Actinopteri; Siluriformes; Clariidae
Gene: nop14
Product: NOP14 nucleolar protein homolog (yeast)
Exons: 19
Coding region: 152-2752 (866 amino acids)
Biological process (GO): maturation of SSU-rRNA
Cellular component (GO): small-subunit processome; nucleolus; Noc4p-Nop14p complex
Source: RefSeq, a predicted model, not a curated record